Molecule: messenger RNA, 3181 nt
Organism: Tyto alba (common barn owl)
Lineage: Eukaryota; Metazoa; Chordata; Aves; Strigiformes; Tytonidae
Gene: MAPK8IP1
Product: mitogen-activated protein kinase 8 interacting protein 1
Exons: 12
Coding region: 108-2195 (695 amino acids)
Biological process (GO): regulation of JNK cascade
Cellular component (GO): cytoplasm
Molecular function (GO): protein binding
Source: RefSeq, a predicted model, not a curated record
GGCAGCGGGCGCCUGGGGUUCGGCUGUCAUCUCCCUCACUCCUUCUUGGCCUGGGGGUCUUUUUUGGGGUGGGAGCGUGUCCCCCAGGGAAGGGGGGUUCCUUCUCAAUGCAGCUGCCCUUGAAAAUGGAGUCGAGCACCGAGGAGGAGAGCUGGCUGGAAGAUCAGUGGGAGAAAUGGCUCACCCACGACAUCAGCCUCGAGGAGUUUGAGGAUGAAGACCUCUCCGAGAUCACCGACGAGUGUGGAAUCAGCCUGCACUGCAAGGAAAGCCUGGCCACCCGGGGCCGUGUGAGCCGGGCGGGCGGCGGGGCCCGGGCGGGCGGCGGGGAGGCCGGGCGGCUGCAGGCCGAGAUGCUCCAGCUCGACCUCAUCGACGCGGCGGGGGACGCGCCGGCCGAGGAGCAGACGGCGCCCGAGCCGCUGCAGAAGGAACCCCCGGCCGGGACCACGGAUGUCUACAGGCCGAAGCGACCCACAACUCUUAACCUCUUCCCGCAGGUGCCUCGCAGCCAGGACACUCUGAAUAACAACUCUCUGGGGAAAAAGCACAGUUGGCAGGAGCGGGUGUCCCGGUCGUCAUCCCCUCUGAAAACGGGUGAGCAGACCCCUCCCCACGAUCACGUUUGCCUGAGUGAUGAGGUCAAUCACCAAAACAGCACAACCUCCACCAAAGACCGGGGCACAUCCACGGAGAGCCCGUGCCGGCGCACAGCGGCCACCCAGAUGGCACCUGCCUGCGUCGCCUCGUCCCGGCCACCCGAGAAGCAUCAGGCCACCAGCCGCCCUCCACCGCACGGUGCCAGCGUAGUGGUGGUGACGACGAGGGGCCCCGAGGCUCACCGGGACCGCAUCCGCUACCAGACAGACGUGAGGCUGGAAGCCACGGAGGAGAUCUACCUGACGCCCGUGCAGAAGAACUCGGAUCCCCUGGAGACUGACAAGCCCUUCCUGUCUCAGUCCAGUGAGAACCGCAUGUCCAUCAGCUCCGACAUCGACACCUCCGGCUAUUCGGGCCUGGCAGGGAAAACCAACCCCUCCAUCAGUGAGGAGGACGAGGUGCUGGACUACAUGUCCUCCCCCGACAAGACAAACCUGCCCAGGGCCUCCUGCGGUGGUGGGAACGGUGGCUGCCGGCCAGGCCACAACCUUCAGAGAGCCUCAGUGAGUUCGGACACCAGCGCCCUCUCCUACGACUCGGUCAAAUACACCUUGGUGGUGGACGAGAACGUGCAGCUGGAGCUGGUCAGCCUCAAGCAGUGCUACUCGGGCUACAGCGACGAGAGCGACUCGGCCACUGUCUACGACAACUGCGUCUCCUCGCCCUACGAGUCGGCCAUCGGCGAGGAGUACGAGGAGGACGCGCUGAAGCGCGACUCGGUCUGCCUCUCCGAGGACUCCACCCCCGAGGCGGACAUCCACUUCUCCAAGAAGUUCCUCAACGUCUUCAUGAGUGGCCGGGCGCGUUCCUCCAGUGCCGAGUCCUUCGGGUUGUUCUCCUGCGUGAUCAAUGGGGAGGAGCAGGAGCAGACCCACCGCGCCGUCUUUAGGUUUGUGCCUCGCCACGCGGAUGAGCUGGAGCUGGAGGUGGACGAUCCUUUGCUGGUGGAGGUGCAGGCAGAAGAUUAUUGGUACGAGGCCUACAACAUGCGGACGGGUGACCGGGGUAUUUUUCCCGCCUACUACGCUAUUGAAGUCACCAAGGAUCCAGACCACGUAACAGCUCUGGCCAAGAGCAGCGACUGGGUGGACCAGUUUCGGGUGAAGUUUCUUGGCUCGGUGCAAGUUCCCUAUCACAAGGGCAACGACGUGCUGUGCGCGGCCAUGCAGAAGAUUGCCACCACGCGCCGCCUCACUGUGCACUUUAACCCACCCUCCAGCUGCGUCCUGGAGAUCAGCGUGCGUGGGGUCAAGAUUGCUGUGAAAGCCGACGACCCCAAGGAGCACAGCAAGGUAAACAAGUGUAGCCAUUUUUUCCAGCUGAAGAACAUUUCCUUUUGUGGGUACCAUCCAAAGAACAACAAAUAUUUUGGGUUCAUCACCAAGCACCCUGCUGACCACAGAUUUGCCUGUCAUGUCUUUGUCUCCGAGGAGUCCACGAAGCCACUGGCGGAGUCCGUCGGGAGGGCUUUUCAGCAAUUCUACAAGGAGUAUGUGGAGUACACGUGCCCCACGGAGGACAUCUACUUGGAGUAGGGGCUGGCACAGGCACCUCCUGCACAGCCAGGGCUGCAGUCUCGCCCCUUCCCCGUGUCGUGCAUGGACAAGAGCUGCUUUGAGCCUGGAGGAGGAGCGGGCCCGGGGCAGGGCUCCCUGGGGCCCGGAGCGCCGCCUCUUUUCGUGACUCCCCUUCCUCGGGCUGGGGCUGGGGGGGACGGGAGGGGGGAGGGCUGGACAAAUUGUGUUUAUUGUACAAAAUACUCUUAGUUUAUUCUAUUGGAGAAGCACCCGCUGGGUGCCUUGCCCGUGAGCGGUGGAAGGGGUGAGCAGCAGUGUGCUCGGGCCCUUUCCUGCUGCCGGUUGGGGUGACAGCAUCUCCUCCUUGCGACCACGGCCCAGCUUCUCGUCACGUCCCUCGGGGUGGUGGGGGGGAGGGGGGUGACUUUUAAUGCAGUGGCGGAGUCGGACUCUCAAAAGCAUGAAGACACAGCAGCUACAGCAAACAAGGACCCACGUGCUGGUUCCUGCCUGGGAGAGGGGCUUGCCCUGGGCGGGCAUCGCCUCUCUGCCAGGCCUUGGGGACAAGGCUGCUGGGCAGGGAUGACAGAGGGGACACCCCACCCCAACCCCCCCCCCUCCACUCUCUCCUCUGUCAGUGCCAGGAUGAGCUGAGACGGCUCACCCCUGCCUCUGCCCCUGUCCCUCCCCUCUUGUAGCUGGGCCCUGGAGAGAGAAAAAUUCCACCCCCCCUGCCCGCACUAACUACAGCUUUGGGAGGGGAGCCCUUCUCUGCCCCUUUCGCCCUCUCCCCACAGCUGAGGGGGCAAGAGCAGGGCUGGACCACCCCGGAGCGGUGGGGCUCAGCCCCCCAGGCCAGAAGCAGGGCAGGGAAGGGCUAAAGCCUGCAGGGAGCCGUGCGGAGGGAGGUAGAAGAGCUCUCCUGGGCCCCGCAGCCAGCGGUCUCCGUGCUUCAGCUGGAUCUGCUGUGACGGCAACAACUAUUAAAUAUGAUGGUUCAUGGA